Messenger RNA from Halichondria panicea, 1316 nucleotides. Its product is annotated as gelsolin-like protein 2. The coding region runs from base 78 to 1181 and encodes 367 amino acids. The transcript is spliced from 10 exons. Gene Ontology annotation, molecular function: actin filament binding; phosphatidylinositol-4,5-bisphosphate binding. Gene Ontology annotation, cellular component: actin cytoskeleton; cytoplasm. NCBI's taxonomy places the organism in Eukaryota, Metazoa, Porifera, Demospongiae, Suberitida, Halichondriidae. Gene Ontology annotation, biological process: actin polymerization or depolymerization; barbed-end actin filament capping; actin filament severing. The record is from RefSeq and is a predicted model, not a curated record.
AACGAGACCCGCCCCUUAUAUUCUUUUUCUGCACUGCAAAACGCGCAGAUCGACUGAUCGGGAAGAGUGACAAAAAAAUGGCCUCAGGACUUGUGAAAGCUAAGAAGUACGACUGGCAGGACAGCAACCUUGCUCUCUUUGGCUCCGACACCGAGAAACAGGUGAAGAAAGAGUCAGCUGAGACUGAGCCAGCUUGGAAAGGAGCUGGUGAGAAAGUCGGGAUCCAGAUCUGGCGGAUCGUCAAGUUCAAGGUGAAGCACUGGCCCAAGGAUGACUACGGCAAGUUCUACAAUGGAGACUCCUACAUCAUUCUGAACACGUACAAAGAGCCCGAAAAUGAAGCAUUGUUGUACGAUGUUCACUUCUGGAUAGGUCAAUACUCUACCCAGGACGAAUAUGGUACAGCUGCUUACAAGACUGUUGAGCUCGAUACUCUGCUUGACGACAAGCCCGUCCAGCAUCGUGAAGUGCAGGAUAAUGAAUCGGACAUGUUCAAGGGCUAUUUCCCAACGGUCACAAUCCUGAACGGAGGUGCUGAUACAGGUUUCAAGCAUGUUGUCCCGGUUGAGUACAAGCCUCGUCUACUCCACUUCCACGGAGAGAGGAAGCGUAUCGAGGUCAAGGAGAAGGAAGCUCUGAGAAGCAACCUCGACUCUACCGAUGUCUUCAUUCUGGACCUUGGUUUGGAGCUCUACCAGUGGAACGGAAGCACUUGCAACAAGGAUGAGAAGUUCAAGGCUGUGCAGUACACGCAGAAAAUCAAGACUGAGCGCAGUGGCAAGCCCAAGGUGGAGGUUUUGGAGGAGAGAGACGUGACACCCAAUCACAAGUUUUAUAGCAGUCUGAGUGACGGCACUGCUGAGAAAGAACCAGAGGAGGAUGAUUCCGACUUUGUCAAAUCACUCCUCAGGCUGAGUGAUGCAAGUGGGGAGCUUGAGAUGAAGCUGGAGGGAACUGGCUCUCUUCCCAGGAGCAAACUAGACCCCAAAGAUGUCUUCAUUCUCGACACUGGCAAGGCACUCUUUGUCUGGACUGGAAAUGAGACAUCCUCUGCCGAGCAAAGGAACGCUCUCUCCUAUGCUCAUAACUACUUGAUGAAGACCAAGCAUCCUAAGAUACCAGUCACCUGCUACCGACAGAGUGCAACUCCCGACUCCUUCUACAAAGAGCUGGAGGCUUAGAGAACACAAACUGAGUGAAUUGAGUUAGUUAGCCUUUUAGUUAUAUCUCUCCUAGUAUUAGUGGUUAGUAUAGUGAUGUACAUGCUGUUGUAUGUCCAUGUAAUUUUGGCAAAAGGUGUUCCUUUUGAUCUCAAA